AUGACAUGUCGCGGAGUUGAAAUAGAACCGUCGAACAGCCUUGCCCAAUGGAAACGCACGAACGAGGGACGCACGGAUACCAGUGCUGGCGAACAUAUUUCGGUCAAAAUCAACAAGACGCAACAUGCCAUCAUCGACUCCUUAAGGGAAGCUGGCUCCUUUAUACCUGAAGCGAAAAUUUUGCCAGACACAGAUCUUGCAGAGGUCCUUACCAAUAGUGGGCUAGACAGCGCGGGCCUGCUUAUUUUCAAGACAGCCUUGGAGAAACGAUUGUCUUUGCCAUCGCCAAUACCAGUAACCGCACUGAUAUCAGCUAAGACGGUGCGUGCUGUCGAGAUCGAAAUCAUGAAAACAUCGAUGCGAAGCAACCACGGGCUAUUACUACCGUUCGCCACAGAGGGCUCAAAGACGCCGCUAUUCCUCUUCCCGCCUGGAGGGGGCGAAUUGAAUUGCUGGAUUGAGCUGAUCCGCUAUUUGCCCAACCGGCCCAUCUAUGGCCUUCGGCUUCGUGGGCUUCAACCGGGCGAAACGGCAUUCGAGAGCAUUGGCGAAAUGGUUAGAUCCUACGUGCUGGAAAUACGCCGAGUAAAACCCCGAGGACCAUAUGCACUAUUAGGAAUGUGUUUUGGAGGCAAUGUGGCGUAUGAGGUAGCCAAGGAGCUCGAACACCAGGGAGAAAUUGUGAAAUUCACUGGAGGCAUCGACAACGCGCCGUACAUCACCCAAAUGAGCUUUGCCGCACUCCGAUUUUUCAUCAUCGACUUACUCGCUACACGGCGUCUGAUCACUUCUGCCGAACAAACCAGUUUGAAGCAGGAACUUCAUCAUGCCGACCCUGCAACGUUCCCCAAAUUCAUCAUGCGCCGGUUUCGAACCCGACUUCAGACUGCGGGCAUAACGCGUGGGAGACUUGAGGCAUGGUACCGUGUGUUCUCUGGCACGGCUCACAUGGCAGAUGGAUAUUCCCCGGAAGGCAAAAUUGAAUCUUACACCUCAUUUUGGGCCUGUCCGCUGCCUGAAUGGGGCAUAUCCCAAGAAGAAUGGCAGAUGAGAAUCCAGGGCUGGGAAGAUCUGAGUCAUCGAGCGGCUUUCCACUUCAUUUCUGGCGGGCACUAUACAGCGUUGUCUAAAGAGCAUGUUGUCGGCUUCCAGAAGGUCCUCAACGCGGAACUCGAGUGCUGUGAAUCUUGA
Colletotrichum gloeosporioides is the source of this 1191-nucleotide messenger RNA. Its product is annotated as Nonribosomal peptide synthetase pngA. NCBI's taxonomy places the organism in Eukaryota, Fungi, Ascomycota, Sordariomycetes, Glomerellales, Glomerellaceae. Bases 1 to 1191 code for a protein of 396 amino acids. The transcript has a single exon. The record is from RefSeq and is a predicted model, not a curated record. Gene Ontology annotation, biological process: biosynthetic process.